Engraulis encrasicolus (European anchovy) is the source of this 3360-nucleotide messenger RNA. RefSeq names its product NACHT, LRR and PYD domains-containing protein 12-like. NCBI's taxonomy places the organism in Eukaryota, Metazoa, Chordata, Actinopteri, Clupeiformes, Engraulidae. The record is from RefSeq and is a predicted model, not a curated record. The transcript has 13 exons. Gene Ontology annotation, biological process: intracellular signal transduction. The coding region runs from base 1 to 3360 and encodes 1119 amino acids. Gene Ontology annotation, molecular function: protein binding.
AUGGAUGCACCUGGUGUACAGGAGACUCCCACUGAGGGGAAAAGGGCCACAGAUUCAGAGGAACCCGACAGAGCCAUGGAGAAGAGAAUACGUUCUCCUACACUGAGCUGUGUGUCCAUGACAAGUCACAACUCAAAAGAAGAUCCACCUGACUUCAGAGAAGGAGAAACUCCUCCAGAGUUGAGUGCCAUGGAAAAGAGACCAGGGUCUCCUACAGAGAGCUGUGGGUCCAUGAGCAGUGACAAAUCAAAAGACAGACCACCUGACUUCAAAGAAGCAGAGCCUCCUGACCUGAGAGCCAUGGAGAAGAGAAUAGGUUCUCCUACACAGAGCUCUGUGUCCAUGGGGAGUGACAGAUCAAAGGAUGAACCAAUAAAAUUCAAAGAAGCAGAACCUCCUCCUGACUUGAGGAAGGGACAAAAGGGAGAAUCGCAAGGCAUGAAAGAUUUGGCUGAGAAAAGGAAGUUUCGUGAAGAUUUAUUUAACAUCUUCUCGGAAUUGGAGAGUAGAGUCAUGACAUUUAUGAAGCAUGAGAUGGAGAGGUUUAAGAAACUUCUGAGAAAUGACAACGCAAGAUUCUAUGACAAGGGAGUAGAUGACAACUAUGAUGCCAGAGAGGGUGCUCUCAACAUUGCAGUACAUUUUCUACGGAAGAUGAACCAGACAGGCCUUGCAGACUCCCUGGGGAAAUGUCCCAUUGAGGUGUGUCAGCAGAAGCUGAAAUUAAAACUGAUGAACCGUUAUGGACGUGUAUCAGAAGGAAUUUCCCAGCAAGGCAAAUCAGAACUCCUUGAAGAGAUUUACACUGAUGUCUUCAUCACAGAGGGAGUAGGUGGCACAGCCAAUGAAGUUACCCAUGCUGAGAAAGCAACUCGAGCUAAAGAGGCAGAAGAUACACCCAUUAAAUGCAACAGUAUCUUUAGGUCUGAAACGGAAAGACCCAUUAAAACGGUACUUACAAAUGGACUUGCAGGCAUUGGAAAAUCUGUUUCUGUCCAGAAAUUCAUUAUGGAUUGGGUAAACGGCGUGGCAAAUCAAGACAUCGAAUUGAUCUUUCCACUUCCUUUCAGAGAGCUGAACCUGAAGAAUGACAAAUAUAGUUUCAUGGAAAUCCUUUACCAAUUCUUUCCUGAAACAAAAGGGUUGAUGUUCACCAAAAGAAAGGACUAUAAAGUCCUAUUCAUCUUCGAUGGUCUGGAUGAAUGCAAACAUCCUCUUGAAUUCAGACAAAAUGAAAUCUGGUCUGACCUAACCACACAAACCUCAAUGGAUGUCCUUCUGACAAAUCUGCUCAAAGGCAAUUUGCUGCCGAAUGCUCUCAUAUGGAUAACCUCCAGACCAGCAGCUGCCAAUCACAUCCCCCCUGAAUGCAUAGAUUUGGUGUCUGAGGUACGUGGCUUUAAUGAAGAAAAGAAAAAGGAGUACUUCAUGAGGAGGAUCAAAGACCAGACACUGGCUGAAAGAGUUUUCAAACUCAUAAAAGAAUCAAGAAGUCUCUACAUUAUGUGCCACAUACCAAUCUUCUGCUGGAUCUGUGCAACAGUCUUUGAAAGCAAUCUAUCUUCACAGAAAUCUGAGGAGCAAGUCCUGAAGACACUUACACAAAUGUACUCUCACUUCUUGAUCUUUCAGAUGAGACGCAAGACAGAGAAGUAUGAUGAUGGGAAACCAAUUUUGGACACCAAGUGGGAUGAGAAGGGCACUCAGGCAUUAGGGAAGCUGGCUUUUCACAACUUGAUGAGCAACAAUCUGAUCUUCUGUGACAGUGAUUUGAAGGAGAGUGGCAUUACUGCAGAAGAUGCAUCUGUGUACUCUGGAAUGUGCACUCAGAUCUUCAAGAAGGACUCCGGGAUAUUCUUCGGCACUGCAUUCAGCUUUGUACAUCUGAGCAUUCAAGAGUUCAUGGCAGCUUUAUAUGCACACAUCUGCAUCAACAAAGAGAAGAGGAAUGUACUUGCUAAUCAGGACAAAUCGUCAGAGAAGGAUAUCAGCACGAUGACUGAAUUGCUGAAGAAAUCUGUGGACAUGGCCUUGAAAAGUGACAGUGGACAUUUGGACCUCUUUCUUCGCUUUCUGCUGGGUCUCUCACUGGAAACAAACCAGAAACUCUUGGAUGGUUUACUGACAAACAGUCAGAGCACCCCACAGAGUAAGGAUGAAAUAGUCAAAUACAUCAGCGAAAAGUUGCAAGAAAACCCUUCAGCAGAGAAAUCAAUUAAUUUGUUCCACUGUCUUAGUGAGUUGAAUGACAAGUCUCUGGUAGACAACAUCCAAAAUCAGCUGGCGUCCGACAGUUUCUCUAAUAAAAAGCUGUCCCCCGCUCAGUGGUCCGCUUUAGUCUAUGUGCUGAUGACGUCAGAGAACGUGAUUGAAACGUUUGAGCUUCAGAAGUUUCAAAAGUCUGAUGAAUGCCUGAAGAGACUUCUACCUGUGGUCGAAAAUGCCACAAAAGCUUUGCUGGCUGACUGUUGUCUAACACAAGACAGUUGUUCUACUAUUGCAAAAAUACUUGGCUCUUCUUCGCUGAAGGAGCUGGACCUGAGUCACAAUGACAUUAAAGACGCAGGAGUGGAUAUUCUGGCCUGUGAACUGGAAACUCAACAGUGCAAACUUGAGACGCUUAGGCUGUCAGAUUGUGGUAUUACAGGGGGCGGGUAUGCAGCUCUUGCCAAAGCUCUCGAAUCAAACUCCUCACUCCUAGAGGAGCUGGACCUGAGAGGAAACAACCCUGGAAAUUCUGGAGUGAAGGGUCUCAUGGAAGCUGUGAACUAUGAAGACUGUAAACUUAGAUUUCUGAAGAGUGAUGCAGCUGAGCAAGCCUACCUGCAUCUGACCAAAACUUUGAAUGAAAACCUGUUGCUCCAGACAGAAUUGAAGCUGACUCAUAAGGAACUAAAUGAAACAGGACUGGACAAGUUUUGUGAGCUACUGAGAGAUGCACACUGCAUAUUCAAGAAACUCACACUUAAUAGAUGCAACAUAACAGAAAGUGGUGUUGAUAAACUGACUUCAGCUUUGAUGUCAAAUCCUUCUCACCUGAUAGAGCUGGAUCUUGGUGGGAAUAAAAUAGGGGACUCAGGAGUGAAGAACAUCUCAAACAUACUGACAUCAGAUGUGGAGAAUGCAAAGGAUGAACAAGAAGCAUUAGAAGUGGAGCUGAGAAAACCACAAUUACAAAGACUGGGGCUUAAGAACUGCAGCAUAAAAGGGGAGGGAUGUGCUGCUCUGAUAUCAGCUCUGGAAUCAAACCCUGCACAUCUGAAAUACCUGGAUCUAAAGGGAAAUGACUUCGGAGAACCAGAGAGGAAAAAGAUCUCUGCUCUGGUCAACGAUUCAAACAAAACAAUUGAAAUCAAGUAA